GUGGGCAUGGCCACCUUAGGUAGAAAAAUGCAUAAACCAUCACAAAUCACAAGUUUUAUCAUCAACAUUAUUUUGAUUAGUAAAUACACAUGCAGUUAUGAUUUUUCUAUUCUAGUUUGCGAAUGCAUACAUUGUUUCUUGAAUAGUCUCUGGUAGCAAUGUUCGAAAUUGCGCAAUAGUAUCCCCUCCUUGAGGCACCCCUUGCUGAUUUUCGGCCAAAAUGCAAUGAAAGGUGUAACCUAAUUGACGCCAUAGAAUUGAAAGGCAUACGCCUUUUGGGGAGAGACGUAUGUUCUAAGGCGGCGCUAUAGGGCGAGGUGAAAUCGUACGGAAUAGAAGGACAUUGAUUAAAUGAAAUAAUUGAGCCAAUAAGUAUUUCAAUAAUUGACAAUAUCUGCUCCUACCAUCUCCUGUUCUAUCUCUCGCUUCUCACCUCUCGCUUCUGGUAUUUAUCUCUGUGUCUCGCCACACUAGUUGAGCAUCUCGCCAUUGACUCCCGCAAUGUAGCUCUGCCGCAAGUCACGAGUCGCAACUCCCCCAAGUUAUCCAAGGUCUCACUUAUCCAACACUCCCUCGCACUAAAGCUGUGACAUGUUCUCAGUGUCUUCAUGGAGAAGCUGUCUUCUUUCAGAUUGAAGAACGAAGGUCGAAGAAGAGCCUAGCAGCUUGCGACACAAGCCGACCUGCAGCCACCAGCCGCACUGUCGGACGCCGUCGCCCACUCGGCCGUGUUUUCUCUCCGGCUCUCCGCUCUGCCUAUAGCUCCUGAGCCCCAGCCUCUAGGUGACCAGGGUUUACAGGGGAAGAAAGUUUGAGAACCAAAACGCGAUUUAGAGGAAGUAAAAAUUGUUCCUUGAGCUGAAACGAAAGACUUGAGAAAAUGAGUACCAUGAAGUUUUGCUGUGAAUGCAAUAACAUUCUGUACCCAAAGGAAGACAAAGACCAGAAGAUCCUCCUCUAUGCAUGUCGUAAUUGCGAUCACCAGGAGGUUGCUGAAACCAAUUGUGUGUACAGAAAUGAAGUAUUUCAUUCUGUUGGUGAGAAAACAGUAAUCUUACAUGAUGUAACUGCAGAUCCAACACUCCCUCGCACUAAAGCUGUGACAUGUUCUGAGUGUCGUCAUGGAGAAGCUGUCUUCUUUCAGGCUGCUUCAAGGGGAGAAGAAGGAAUGGCUCUGUUCUUUGUUUGCUGCAACCCAAGCUGUGGCUUCAAGUGGAGGGAUUAAUAAAACUAAAGUGUUUGACAACUUGUGGGUGGGGAUUGGGGGGGGGGGGGGGGGGGGGGGGGGUAAUGCUCCCUGCAUGCGCUUUGCUUUGUUAUCAGCUAUAGGAAUAGGUCUUGGGCUACAUGAAUUUUGUAUUUUUUUGUGCAUUCAUAUGUAUCAACCAUUCAUUUGGUAGUGAAAAGUUCAAUUACUUUUAAAUAGCCAAUGGGUGUCACAUGAAUGUAUACAAAAAAAAUAUCGAUAUCAUGUAUCCCUAUCCUUACUCGAGACUUAAAUGGGUUGCACAUGUAUACAAAAAAAUGUACCUUUACUCCAUCUAGACUCUAGUGUUGAGGUCC
This is a messenger RNA of Cuscuta europaea, 1563 nucleotides long. The record is from the annotation of a GenBank genome assembly. NCBI's taxonomy places the organism in Eukaryota, Viridiplantae, Streptophyta, Magnoliopsida, Solanales, Convolvulaceae.